Molecule: messenger RNA, 1669 nt
Organism: Oldenlandia corymbosa var. corymbosa
Lineage: Eukaryota; Viridiplantae; Streptophyta; Magnoliopsida; Gentianales; Rubiaceae
Source: the annotation of a GenBank genome assembly
GCUUGUGUCACCAAAGCUGAUUAUUUGCCUUAGAAAAAGAUGUCAAUAUCUUCUUUUUGAAUCGUAAGCAUUUCCCUCCAACCUAAUCAAGAAACCAACUUGGAUAAGCAAACAUAAAGAAAGAAGGAAAAAAAAAGAUGCCGCUGUUGAAAUCCUAGCCUGAUGAAAAGAGAUGCAACCGCAUAGACGGAAUAUCUGUUUUCCACUUUCUGUUAUUUAAUUUUUAUUUUUAAUUCAAUUUGUUCUAAUAAUGAAAAUUCAAACUUGACAAUAAUUUCUGAACGGAGUAAAUAUUAGUGAAAUUAUUACGUGGUAUUGUCACUGCGAAUAAUGUAAAGUGUAAACUAUUAAACAAGAUUAUUUGAGUCAUUGCAUCCAUUGGCAAUAGGGAGGAAGCGUCAUCAUAUCUUUUUUUUUUUACUUGUCUAUCUAAAUCCUUCUUCAAAGAUGCUUUUUUUUUUGGUUGGCAAUAGAAAGGAAUACAAUAUAAGAAGAUAAGCACACCUAUCUUUCUUUUUAGGAGGGUGGGGGGUCUUAGCUAGUUUGCUAUCAUCAGCAAAGAUUAGCUUUUGAAAAAGCAAAAUCUGCCGUCAUAGAUUCUGAUGUGUAAAAAUGGUUAUCCAACUGGAUUAUGAGACAGCACUGACUGCUAAAUUCCACCCACCGUCCACCAAAAAACAACGUCAUCCCUGCACCCACCCACCAAAAACCACCUUCCAUAAAUACCACUUCAACUCUCUCCAUAAUUCCCCCCUCCUCCCUUUCUUCCUUCUUCAUUAACAACAAUUUUGUUAAGAAUUCUGCAAAUUUAUCAGUCAAGCUAAAAUGGGAUUCUGUGAUUCCGGCAGCAGUGAUCAUCUGAUUCUGUGCAAAGCAGCAUUGAUUUUUGGGGUGACAAGAUGCAUCUUUUCCUGGGCUCAGAAAUUAGUCAAACACUACAUGUGCAUCUUCUCAUGGUCCCUGGAAUUAUUCCCAGAACCCACAACGAUUUCGCCGCAGCCCUGUUCAGGUUCUUCAUCUGUGUUAUCAAUGGUGAAAGAACAUCUGAGCUUGACGAGUUUUGAAGAAAUCGCGAAAAGGCGGAUCCCAGACCAUGAUCAAGAAGAAGAGAACCAUGAUAUGUCCUGCGCUGUGUGUUUGAAGCGCUUCAAGAAGAAAAAUCAAGUGUGGGAGCUCAGCAAUUGCAGCCAUGUCUUCCACGAGGAUUGCCUGAACAGAUGGCUGCUUUAUGAUGCUCGUUUGUCCUGCCCUCUUUGUAGAACUUCGUUGAUCACCACGUUGGGAACAGAGUCUUGUUCUGAUUCUUCUUCAUCGUCAUCCACGGCGGCGGCGGCGAAUCAGCAGCCCAGUUGGGCUGUUGAGAGGAUUCUGUAUCUAUUUGGGGAUGAUUUGCUCUGUUCCGACCAACAUAGAUUUUCAUGUCUUGAUUCCUGUUACACUUAAUUUUGUUCUGAAUUUUUUCUUGCAGUUCUGAGAAUUCUUUGGAGAUUUUUACAAUUCCAAAAAACCUCCAAAUAAUAAACCUGAAGCCAAAAAUAGAAGGAUUGGCAAUUAGUUUACCCCAUUUUUGUGACUGGGAAUUGUAAAUAUAAAAAUAUAGAAACGUUGAAGAGCUGUGAUCCAUUUUUAUUUAUUUAUUAUUAUCAUUUUUUUGUGUCUUCAAUCUCAG